AUGCAAAAUUUAUCUUUAUCUCUAGUCAUUCUAUCAGUUCUCAUUGCUGUAACUCUUGCUUGCAAGUGUAGAGAGCAAUCAACCAAGGAAUCAUUCUGCAAUGCUCACUGGGUUUCUCAUGUCAAAGUGAAGGUCCGUGUAGGAAAACAAGGACUUCCAGAAGGAUCCGAGAGAAAGGGAUUGAAUAAUUUGAGAUACACUGUGCAACAUGUCGAGGUUUUUAAGAAACCAUCCAACAUGACAACUCUGCCAGAUGAAAUUUUCACUCCAUCAGAAGCUCCAGCUUGCGGGCUCAAGAUUGCCGCCGGUCAUGAAUAUCUACUUGCUGGUCGUGUUGAAGGACCAAAUGCUUUGUAUACUGUUCUUUGCGGUCAAGUACUGCCAGAUGACAGAUCUCAAACGUCAUUUGAAAACGUUCUUGAAUGGAAAAAUGUUCCACAGACAUUGCAAUCUCAAGUCAAGUCUAUCAAAUGCUAGAAAGAAAUAAAAACGAUUUUAUUAGUAUUUGAUAAUAAAACUUUAAUGAAUCUG
Caenorhabditis elegans is the source of this 531-nucleotide messenger RNA. It is a transcript of the gene cri-2, whose product is annotated as Putative metalloproteinase inhibitor tag-225. NCBI's taxonomy places the organism in Eukaryota, Metazoa, Nematoda, Chromadorea, Rhabditida, Rhabditidae. The record is from RefSeq and is marked reviewed. The coding region runs from base 1 to 477 and encodes 158 amino acids. The transcript is spliced from 3 exons.